Striga hermonthica is the source of this 741-nucleotide messenger RNA. NCBI's taxonomy places the organism in Eukaryota, Viridiplantae, Streptophyta, Magnoliopsida, Lamiales, Orobanchaceae. The record is from the annotation of a GenBank genome assembly.
AUGGCUGCUGCCUCUCCAAACCCAUGCACUCCGAUUCAGAACCGCCACGGGCGGCGCAGUACAAUACUCUCCCCCAACUCAAUUCCGAGAACGAAAAUAAGUUUCUGCGUCACCCGACCCGUAAAGUUCUCGUCUCUCAAGACUUACCAUCGCCGUGGAAAGAAAAUCUGCAUUUUGGAAACUGAGGCCGCCGGGAUCGAAGCCAGCAGUUGUUCUGUCAAGGAUGAGCUCUUCGUGCAACUCUUUCUAGAAGCGUGGCCUUAUUUUCUGGCUCACAUGGGCAGCACUUUCGUUGUCUUAGUGUCAGCUGAGAUUAUCGAUAGUCCUCAUUUGGAUCCCUUAGCGAUGGAUAUUUCUCUGCUUCAUGGGUUGGGAGUUAAAUUUGUUCUUGUACCGGGAACACAUAUCCAAAUCGACAGGCUUUUGGUAGAAAGAGGAUCCGAAGCUAAGAUCCGGAGCAUGAUAGAGGCGAAGCUGUCCCCAGGCCCCUCAUUGAGUGGCAUUCGCCGUCACGGAGAAAACGAACGUUGGCAUGAUGGUGUUAGUGUUGCCAGUGGUAAUUUCCUGGCUGCUAAGAGAAGAGGGACAGUUGAGGGAAUCGAUUAUGCAUCGACUGGAGAAGUCAAGAAAAUUGAUGUUUUUUGCAUUCGUGAGAGGCUCGAUCAAGGCUCCAUUGUGCUUUUAAGCAAUCUAGGAUAUUCCAGUUCUGGAGAAGUCCUAAAUUGCAAGUAUGCUAUAUAG